AUGACUUUAUAGACAGUGUUUUGCAUUCAAAAGUGGAGACAAUUAUUUGACACAAAACUUAUAAACAAAUGAUUUGUUGCUUAAGAGCCGCCGCUUUACGGGCGCCGAGAAUUGGCCACUCAUUGGAUGAGUGCCUAAAACUGGUCCAGAGGUGUGACCGCAAAACUUUGGCCACUUUCGCGGCCUUCGGUGGCCAUCGUUACGAGAUUGUGGAGCCGUACGAGUGUCGGGCCGUUCAACGGGUGUUACUGCCGGACAUCGAGCGACCAGAUUAUGCCGAUUCUGGCCAACCGUCCAAACAAUACAAUCGCAUCAAAACGGGUCCCGAAUUGGCGGCGAUCUUCAAGUCGUGCAAAAUCGCCAAAACUAUACUCACAGAUGUCGGACACCGAUUGACAGCGGGAAUCACCGGCGAAGACAUCGAUGACAUGGUGUUUGAGUUGUUAUGUCAGACAUAUAAGUGCUAUCCAUCGCCACUCAACUACAAGGGGUUCCCCAAAUGUGUGACCACUUCUGUGAACAACGUUGCCGUUCACGGCAUACCCGAUAGUCGGCCUCUGGUCGACGGCGAUAUCAUUACUGUUGAUGUCAGCAUUUACUUCAAUGGUUUUCACGGCGAUUGUGCCCACACUUUCAUCGUUGGCGACGAGUCGGCCGCUGAUCCACAAUCACAGCAUCUCUUAAAUGUGGCCCAACUUUGUCUCUUCGAAGCCAUUAAGAUCUGUAGAGACGGCCAAAAGCUGUCGACAAUCGGCGAAACGAUUGAGAAAACGGCCAAAGAGUACGGCUUUCACGUGAUUCGGGAGUUUUGCGGCCACGGAAUCGGUAGUAAUCUUCACGAACCGCCGCAAGUGUUGCACUACAAAAGCGAUUCCGUUGAGACACUCAAAGAGAAUAUGUGUAUAACUAUCGAACCGGUGAUCACUGAAGGCCAGCCGGCAGUGGCCAUCGAUGGAACCGAUGGAUGGACUGUAUAUACGGACGACAACUGCCGAACCGCUCAAUUCGAGCACACAUUAUGUAUCACUAAAGACGGGGCUAUUGUUUUGACACAAAUUGAUUGA
Molecule: messenger RNA, 1064 nt
Organism: Medioppia subpectinata
Lineage: Eukaryota; Metazoa; Arthropoda; Arachnida; Sarcoptiformes; Oppiidae
Source: the annotation of a GenBank genome assembly